CAUUGACAAGACUCCAAGCCAGGCUGCCCCUCAAUAGUCGGUGCUGCCGGGACGGCCUGCUCACUGAAGUUGCGUCAGGAUCUGGUUACCGCCACCCGCUGUGUAAGGAUUCAAUACAGAUACCAUGCCACGCGCAGCACCAUUACGGAUCUUGUGCUACCUACUUGCAUCGGCCGUCAUUCUAUACCUCCUCAUUGCUUCUGGCAGAGUCUCAUUGCCGCGAAGAGACGGAUACACAGAGACUUUCACGCGUCCGAUUGAUGACGGCACAGCGAUUGUCGCAGGUACUGGCGAACGGCCCAAGAUCCUGGAAAAUGGCGUAUUGGUGAUGCUUGUACGGAAUAGUGAGCUUCAUGAAGCGCGCUUUAGUAUGCGUGGGAUUGAGGAUCGUUUCAAUAAACGCUUUGGAUAUGAUUGGGUCUUUCUCAAUGAUGAACCGUUCACGGAUGAGUUCAAAAAGUUGACGAGUGGGCUAGCGACAGGGACGGCGCAUUAUGCAGUCAUCCCAAAGGAACACUGGUCGGUACCCAAGUCCAUCAAUCAAACGCGCAUGAAAGAGGAAAUGACCAAAAUGGCCGAUGAAGAUGUCAUUUAUGGAGACAGUUUGAGUUAUCGCCACAUGUGUCGUUUUAACUCUGGCUUCUUCUACGAUCAGCCCGUCAUGGCGUCGUAUGACUAUUAUUUCCGGGUUGAACCGUCUGUUGAGUACUACUGUGACUUCUUGGAAGAUCCAUUCAAGACGUUGCGCGAGAAGAAGGCCAAGUAUGGUUGGGUUAUGGCGAUGUAUGAGUUUGAUCGUACAAUCCCUACACUCUGGGAAACGACGCAGGCCUUUGCAAAGCAACAUCCCGAACACAUUGCCCCCAAUAAUGCACUUGGGUUCUUGUCGGACGAUGCAUCCAAAACUUUGCAAGAAGCAAGCUACAACAUGUGUCAUUUCUGGUCCAAUUUUGAGAUUGCAGACUUGAGCUUUUUGAGGUCCAAGGCGUAUCGUGAUUAUUUCGCACAUCUCGACGCAACCGGUGCGUUCUUUUAUGAGCGAUGGGGUGAUGCGCCUGUUCAUUCAAUUGCUGCUGCUUUGUUUUUGAAUACCAAUGAAAUUCAUCAUUUCGAAGCAGUUGGGUACAGACAUAACCCUUACAUUCGAUGUCCGCCACAACCAAAGUUCCACACAUCAGGACAGUGCAGUUGUAAUCCAAAGGACAAUUUCGAUACUGAUGGUUACUCUUGCUUUCAUCAAUGGGAACGCGCUGUUGAGCAAUUCAAGAAGAAGGCAAUGUGAUGGUCGUGACGGGGAUUAUGAGUUCAUAUACAAUUGCAUAUUAAUAGAUCUAGAAACAGGCCAGCCGGCUCCUUUGCAGAAUAUGGAGCGUCAAUAAGCAUCAAUCAAUGGAUUCGC
This is a messenger RNA of Protomyces lactucae-debilis, 1399 nucleotides long. Its product is annotated as nucleotide-diphospho-sugar transferase. Gene Ontology annotation, biological process: cell wall mannoprotein biosynthetic process; protein N-linked glycosylation. The record is from RefSeq and is a predicted model, not a curated record. The transcript has a single exon. Bases 125 to 1282 code for a protein of 385 amino acids. Lineage: Eukaryota; Fungi; Ascomycota; Taphrinomycetes; Taphrinales; Protomycetaceae. Gene Ontology annotation, cellular component: Golgi apparatus; membrane. Gene Ontology annotation, molecular function: alpha-1,2-mannosyltransferase activity.